UUUGAUGAUGGAGGAGCGGCGGUGACUUCGGCCCACGGCAGCCGGACUGAGAGGCGCUCACGACGCGGAAUGAACGCUCCGUGUUUGGGGGGGAGAAGAGGACGGACACCCGGCUGUGUUGAACAUAAACAUCAUCACGGAGGCUUGUGUGAACAUAACGUUGCAGCUUCGACAGUGACGAUGCGUCCGCUGCUUCCACAACGUGAAAAUCCGGCUGAAUAAACCGGGGCUGCAGGCUGCAGGGGACACAUCGCUGGAGAUGGACUUUAGGUGUGACUAAUGCUGCCUCCCAUCCUCGCUGUCUGAACAUGCUGCUCGCGUAGCGAAGCCGACCGUGAGGAGUGUCUGCCCUCUUACAAUCCUUCCCCUCUGGAUACAAACACAUUGCUCAAUUCAAGCACAACCAUGCUGAUCAAGGAGUAUCGUAUCCCCAUGCCGCUGAGCGUGGAGGAGUACCGCAUCGCUCAGCUCUACAUGAUCCAGAAAAAGAGCCGAGAGGAGAGCUGCGGCGAGGGCAGCGGGGUGGAGAUCCUAGAGAACAAGCCUUAUGAGGACGGACCCGGGGGUUCGGGUCAGUACACACACAAAGUCUAUCACAUCGGCAAACACAUCCCGUCCUGGUUCUGUGCCAUCCUGCCUCAAGCUGCUCUACGAGUGGAGGAGGAGUCCUGGAACGCCUACCCCUACACACGGACCCGGUAUACUUGUCCUUUUGUGGAGAAAUUCUCAAUAGACAUCGAGACGUACUAUAAACCAGAUACUGGAAACCAGGUGGAUGUCUUCAAUCUGUCCUCUGCCGAGAAGAGACAGAGGACGAUAGACCCCAUAGACAUCGUCAAGGACUACAUUGCUCCUCAUGAGUACCUGGUGGAAGAAGACCCAAAGCUGUAUCAGUCUGUGAAGACGAAACGCGGCCCUCUGUCUGAUGACUGGAUCGAGGAGAUCAACCAGAGCCCAGGCCGCUGUCCUGUUAUGUGUGCCUACAAACUCUGUAAGGUGGAGUUCAGAUACUGGGGCAUGCAGUCCAAGAUCGAACGCUUCAUACACGACGUGGGUCUGCGUAAAGUCAUGGUUCGGGCUCACAGACAGGCAUGGUGCUGGCAGGACGAGUGGUAUGGCCUCACCAUAGAGGACAUCCGGCAGCUGGAGCUGGAGACGCAGCUGGCUUUAGCGAAGAAGAUGGCCCAGUACAGCCUCAACGAGGAGGGCGGACCAGAGACCAAUGGCUCCUCUGUGAACCAGGAUCAGGAUCAGGGAGCGGACGUGGGGGGGUCGACUGCAGAGACAGAGGGCGAAGGAGUGGGGAAGCUGGGAGAUGCACUGGAGACACGAGGGGAGCUUACCAAGCAGUGGUCCACCUCCUCCAGGUCGUCCAACAGAUCAUCAAAGAGAGGAGGGAGUCCGUCUCAUCAGAGCAUCUCAGAGUGGAGGAUGCAGAGUAUCGCCAGAGAUUCUGAGGACAGCACAGACGACGAGUUCUUCGAUGCUCACGAGGACUUCUCAGACAAUGAGGAGAUGUUUGCCAAAGAGAUCACAAAGUGGAGCUCCAACGAUCUGAUGGACAAGAUUGAAACGAUAGAGGUGGACGAAGCUCACGAGACGUUGUACCAGGAGUCUGGCGGGGAGUACGCCGUGAUGAGUAACGAGGAGAGGGUCAUGGAGAAUUGCUCAUCUCAACAGUGCGUCCAGCCAUCUAAAAUUCAUGUCCUCGUUCUGGUCCUUCAUGGAGGAAACAUUCUGGACACCGGCUCUGGCGAGCAAAACAGCAAGCAGGGAGAUGGAAACACUCUGAGUGGAGCCUUUGAGACCGUGAUGAGGGUCCAUUACCCCGCCGCUCUGGGCCGCAUCGCCAUCCGGAUGGUCCCAUGUCCUGCUGUUUGUGUUGACGCAUUCUCGCUCGUCUCAAACCUGAGUCCCUACAGCUACGACGAGGGAUGUCUAUCCAACAGUCAGGAUCACAUCCCUCUGGCUGCUCUGCCUCUUUUGGCCACAUCCGCACCGCAGUACCAAGACGCUGUCGCAACCGUCAUCCUACGAGCCAAUCAGGUGUACAGUGACUUCAUUAAGUCUUUAGAAGGAGAGACUUUUAACGGCCAGGUGUGUGUCAUUGGGGACUGUGUCGGGGGGAUUCUGGGGUUUGACGCUCUCUGCAGCAGCUCUGUGAUCGUCUCAGAAAGCCAGAACAGCAGCAGACGGGGCAGCGCCAUCAGUGUUCAGGACACAGAUCUUCUUUCUCCAGGUAUUGUCAUAAACAGCGUCUCUCCUUCAUCGCCAUCCCUUGAAGGAAGCCGCCAUCUCAGCCGCAGCAACAUCGACAUCCCUCGCAGCUCCGGGCCUGAUGACCCCAAGAGGCAACUUCCACGCAAACGCAGCGACUCGUCGACGUACGAGCUGGACACCAUCAAACAUCACCAAGCCUUCUUGUCCAGUCUUCACUCCAGUGUUCUCCAUGGGGAGCCCGGAUCACGGCGCUCCAGUAACAGCACCAUGCUGGAGGGAGGAUCUUUGGGAAAGUUCGACUUCGAGGUGACAGACUUCUUCCUCUUCGGCUCUCCUCUGGGGCUGGUGCUCGCACUGAGGAAGACUGUGGUGCCCUCAUUAGAUGUGUCUGCUCUGCGUCCGGCCUGCCAGCAGGUCUACAACCUGUUCCAUCCAGCCGAUCCCUCUGCGUCCCGCCUGGAGCCGCUCCUGGACAAACGAUUUCACCUGCUGCCUCCUUUCAGCGUUCCCCGUUACCAGCGCUUUCCUCUGGGUGACGGACACUCCGCUCUCCUGGUUGACACCAUUCAGAGUAACCCUCAGCUUCUGAUGGAGUCGAGUGGCUCAGCAUCACAGCGCUGUCAGGAAAACACCGUCAAUGAGACGUCUAUCCCUGUGCCUGUUUUAAACUGGCAGAGCUCACAGCUCCACUCUGAGACGGAUUCUCCUCACUCUCACAUGGUUGUGGACAGUCAGUAUCCCUUCUCCACAUCACCUGGAGUCCCUCACCAUCGGUGUAACCGUAGGGCGAGCGAGGCCAGCCUGGCCAGCCAGGUGUCCGGGUUAGCCGACUCUUACACCGCCUCCAACAUCGCAACCAUUGCUUCUCGAUGGUGGGGCAGUAAGAGGAUGGACUACGCCCUGUACUGUCCAGACGCCCUGACAGCUUUCCCCACAGUGGCUCUGCCUCAUCUCUUCCACGCUUCGUACUGGGAGUCCACAGAUGUUGUCUCUUUCUUAUUACGACAGGUGAUGAGACAUGAGAACUCCAGUAUCUUAGAGCUGGAUGGGAAAGAAGUGUCUGAAUUUACGCCAUCCAAACCUCGAGAAAAAUGGCUACGAAAGAGGACUCAUGUAAAAAUCAGGAAUGUGACGGCGAACCACCGUGUGAAUGAUGCUGUGUUCACGGAGGACGGAGCCCAGAUGGUCACGGGGCGUUUCAUGUACGGCCCUCUAGACAUGGUCACCCUCACUGGAGAGAAGAUUGACAUCCACAUCAUGACCCAGCCUCCCUCUGGAGAGUGGGUGUACUUUGACACAGAGCUCACCAACAGCAGUGGACGCAUCUCUUAUGUAAUCCCUGAGAGCAAGAGGCUGGGUAUUGGAGUGUAUCCUGUCAAAAUGGUGGUCAGGGGUGACCACACAUUUGCAGACAGCUAUCUCUCCAUUGUCCCCCGAGGAACAGAGUUUGUCGUGUUCAGUAUUGACGGAUCAUUUGCUGCCAGCGUGUCGAUAAUGGGCAGUGACCCAAAGGUUCGAGCAGGAGCUGUAGACGUGGUGAGGUACUGGCAGGACUUGGGCUACAUGAUCGUGUAUGUAACAGGUCGCCCUGACAUGCAGAAGCAGCGUGUGGUAGCCUGGCUUUCCCAGCAUAACUUUCCUCAUGGUAUCGUCUCGUUCUGCGACGGGCUGGUUCACGACCCGCUCCGGCACAAGGCCAACUUCCUCAAAGUACUCAUUAAUGAGGCUCACAUGAGGAUCUUUGCAGCAUACGGCUCCACCAAGGACAUCUCUGUGUACUCGACUAUUGGCCUGCCUCCAUCACACAUCUACAUCGUGGGACGGCCCACAAAGAAGAUGCAGCACCAGUGUCAGUUCAUCCCAGAUGGCUACGCCUCCCACCUCUCCCAGCUGAAGUACAACCAGCGAUCUCGUCCCGCCAAGUCGCCCAGCAGCCGCAUGGUCCUCCGCAAGGGCAGCUUCGGUCUGGGCGCAGCUGGGGGAGACUUUGUCCGUAAACGGAACCACAUCUUUCGCACCAUCUCCUCUCAGCAAUCCGGAGGGGCGGGGUCUGCCUCCCCCAACCAGUCAUGCCGGACCGAGCGCACGCUGAGCCAGUGUGAGGUGGAGCGGGAUCGAGUCAUCUCAGCCGCCACGCAAAGGAGUAUGAGCAUAGCUGCGGGAUGCUGGGGCCGCAGCGGGAGCACCAAGGAGGGCAGCGGAGGGUUACACGGCCAUAAGUGAGACUUGGAACGGGGCUGUGGAAUAGAAGGACUCCGCCUGUGCCACCAUGAUCUCUGGACUGAGGAAAAUUUGGAGGAAGAGGAAGUUAACGUAGGGUUUGUAUUUUAGAAACUAAAGGGGAAAAACACAGAGCAGGAUCCGUCCAGGAGGAGUGGAUUCAACAGGCCAAGAGGAAUCCAGAGAACAGCAGAUGGUUCUGUAGCAUGACUCUUUUACAGUAAUACUUUUAUAGGAAGCAUCACUAAUUAUUCAAAAGACAAGGAUUAACAGAAAUAUUGUAAGCCUUAACUAAUCUCGUGUAACGGGACAAACCCUUCACCUCCCUUAUCCAAACUCACACUGUCCUAGCAUUCACACUCAUGAGCUCAGGACGAACUGCAGAUUCAUCAUCACACUGGCCAGUUUAAAUGGCAGCCACGGUGGAAAGCCACCAAGAUUUGCUUUGUUUCUGUUCCAUUGUCAGCUAAAAAAAAAAACAAAACAAAACACGUUUUUAACACCACAGUUUACCCAGCUAUGACUGGCAAUAACAUCACAGACAAAGAAAGACAGGAAAGAGAUAAAGAUCCAUGUUUUCAGAGUUAGUUCAUCCAAAUUACCAAAAAGAGGACGUGAUUGUUAUUUAAAGAGUUGAAAAAGUUGUUGCAUAAAUCUGUAUAUAGCCAAGUUUGUGUGCAGACUAAAUGAAUUAGACUUUUUCUAAUGCUGCCUGCAUUGCUUGAUUUACUAAAGUAAGUGAGAAAAUAUGACUUUUGAAUUAAUUUGGAUGAACCGACGUUUUAUUAAACUCCAAGAGCUGCGUGUCAAAUCAUAAGGUACAUCAUGGUAUUUAUAUUUAAUAAUACAAUCCUAUCAGGUUGCUUGUGUAUUUUGUGUGACACUUUGUAGUGUUUUCUCUCUGUGUGGCCUCUGGGCCAUCAGAUCCAAGGCCUUAAUAUCCCAACAAGACACUUUCUCCACAGCUGGAACAGGAAGCAGAAAAAAACAGGGCAUGCAGCAUUAAAGCAACAACUAAAACUCUGUACAGUCCACAGCAACAAUCCCUUUAUAGAUUCAUCUGCUUGCAAUACCUCGGAUCCACCUGCUGGUGGCAUUCUGUUUCCUACAUGUGCUGCUGCAGGGAGAAACUCCAGUUCCCCGGCUUUAUGCUCUCUCGCUCACAGGAUAAGAAGGAAGGCUUUUUCAUGUUUUGUUUCUGGCUGGACCCUGAGAGAAGGACAGGCAGUCUUUCCUUAUGAUUCUCACAUUCAGAGACCUGGUAAACUUUCAGUGUUUUACCAACUGGACUGAAGAAUGGACAAGAAUUGAUUCAGCGUGAACGCUGAACAGACUGGACCUUCAACCUUUCCAUGAUGAAUGUGGACGUGCCCUGAUGAGAGCUACUAUUAAAUGCUUUUAUCUACGGAACUGUUCAGUACAAAACGGACAAAAAAGAAGCCACUUCACACCUAAAAUCACAAACUCUGAGAAAACUGUCAAGAUGUUCCUGUUCUGAUGCCAACCUUACUCAACGAAAGGUUCACAAUUUUUCAAGUCAGUCCUCAGAAACAAUUGGAUGCCCUUGUUUGCUUGCUUUUGUCUUUCCUUGUUUUCAUACUGGCUUAGAAAUAUUUUUCGUGCUUCAACAGAAGUUAAUGCAGAACAGAUGCACCUCCUCUUGCAUAUUCAUAACUUUCUAUUUCUUUACAAAGAACCCUACAUCAAGGGGUUCUCAACUUCUCAACCACCCAAAAUAAAGGUGCCAGAAACCAGGGACCCCAACUGUACCCUAGGGUUGUGAGCUAUAGUUGAACACAGUCAUGCACAUUCAAGAACAGUCAUGUGCAGAUGUACUUUUUAACGAUUUUAUAAACAUUACUUUGAUUAGAGAGUAAAUCUCACCAAAUUACCAUGAUUUUUUUAAAAAUAUAGUCUGGGGCUUUUCAUGCCUUUAUUUCUAGAGAGGAAGACAGUGGAUAGAGUCGGAAACAAGGAUGAGAGAGAUGCGGCAAAGAAGCCACAUGCUGGGGCCACGUACAUGGGGUGCAACCUAACGGCAAGGCCAACUGCACCCUAUGUUUUUAUUUUACAUUAAACUAAUUUUAUGCAUAUUUUAAAGAAAAUUGCUAAAAUGUACCCUUUGAAAUCAUAUGAAAAUAUUCUUUAUUUUUUGAAAGGCAUCUGGCGACCCCCUCUCAGUGUUUCACGACCCCUAAGGGGGUCCUGACCCCCAGGUUGAGAACCUCUGGCCUACAUGAUAAGACACGUUCAUCUUACUGGAUAGAUAUUUGGGUCUCAUAUGUUUAUUGAACAAAACAACCUCACUAGAUAACUGCAUUUUGAGAACUUUUGAAAUUCUAAUCUCACCAGGAGGCCACCAUGUUUAAGUAUGCCAGGUGGUGUGAUGUCAUCUGGCUUCAGCGGUCCUCUGCCUGUACCAUAUCUAUGCAUCAGUUGGCCAUCAAACCUAUUUAUUAUGAAGAUGAUUGCACCUUUAGUGAGGAGAAAAUCAUGAAGACAUUACUCUGAGUGUAAAUUGAAGUAAAUGUAGUCAUAGAGGCAAAAAGAUGGCGAGUUGAGCUGAUAUUAUAGUGUCUGUAUUAGUACCUGCAGAGAGAGAGAGAGCCCACCUGGAUCACUUUAGAGUUGUUACUAGAGUCGUUAACCUGGAUUCACCAGAAGGUGUUUCCUCCUGGACCUCUCUCGGUUUGCCAUGUCUGCGUUGUUUAGAUUGCCGUUUAGGGCCAACCCCUUUUCUACUCCUUUCUCUUGUCCCUCGAAACAGAGUGGUAGGGUAAGGGGUGAAAACAUUCCCCGAAGAAACGAGAUGCCACUUGAUUGCUGUUAUGUCAUCACACAUCGCCUAUAAAUAGCUGCGUCAACAGAGGUGAUAAAAGUUGACAUAAACAAGAUGCCCUCGUCAAAUCUGGUACAGUCAAUAAAGUUUGGAGCAUCUUUUUCAUACUAGGGAUCUCUGUAUCGAUCUUCUUCAUGUAGUCUGUUGUGCCAUUUCCCAGUGAACAUGGUGCAUGGUGGGAAAUUCAUCAUCCCCUCAGUUUCAAGUGUGGUCCUAAAAAAUCAGCGUUUCUAGGGCUAUGUAGCCCUUAGCUCUAGCCCCUGAUUCAAAAGAGAACUGAAAUACCCCUUUACCUGACCUGAACGUGCAAAACUAAGGGGAACGACUAAGAUAAGGAUGGUUUUCCAGCUUCCUCCUUGGCACCACUCUCAAACCAGCUGUCUUCUCUGGGUAGAAUCCUAAUGUUGCUCGCAAUGGCAUUUGUGUAAAGGCUGUUUGGUUUGAAAAGUCUAACCAGGCAAUUUUGGCUGAAUUCUUAAAACUGAAGACAUGAACCAGGUUACAUGGAACAUUCGCAGAAAGAAUAUCACUGCAUUUCAUUCUUGCCAUCCAAUGUUAUGAACAAUUUAUCAUGUGAUUUUUCUUUAUAUGUACAGAGACUCAUGAUAAAGGCUUGCUGUUGCUACAUACAAGAGAUACCACUAUCUAUCCAGUAUGGUGAAUUUGUCUGAUCAUGCUGGGAUAGCCUAAAUGUUAGUUUUUCUCAGAAGAAUUGAAAUUAAUAGGACAUCUGAACAAAUUGUAGCUCUUUCAAAAACGUAACUGUUGUUUUUAGACACCAGAAAUUAUAGCAGUCUAAUUUCUCAUCAGAUAUGCAUUAGGUCUAAGAUGGAGAGUGUACCUAGGAAUAGGGCAUUUUUUAGCCUUUGUCAUUGGUGGUGUACCACAGGGCUCAGAUCUACAGUCAUGGAAAAUUAUUAGACCACCCUUAUUUUCUUCAAUUUCUUGUUCAUUUUAAUGCCUGGUACAACUAAAGGUACAUUUGUUUGGACAAAUAUAAUGAUAACAACAAAAAUAGCUCAUAAGAGUUUAAUUUAAGAGCUGAUAUCUAGCAAUUUUCCAUGGUUUUCUUGAUAAUAAUCAAAAUUACUUAAGUUCUUACAUCAAUAUCAAUGGCAUUGUACUGCCAAAAACAGUGCUUUUAGGCAUUCCAUGUUUUCUUUUCUGUCUGUUAGUCACAUGACACACACAGGAGUUAGUACUUGAUUGCAUAACCAUUGUUUUUGAUGACUGCAGCCAUGCGUCUUGGCAUGCUCUCCACCAGCUUCUGACAUUGUUCUGCUGUCACAGCAGCCCAUUCCUGUUGCAAAAAUUCAACCAAAUUUGCUUUGUUUUUGGGCUUGUGGUUCUCCAUUUUGAGUUUGAUGAUGUUCCACAGGUUUUCAAUUGGAUUUAGAUCUGGUGAUUGAGCAGGCCAAGGCAUGGUUCGAAUGUUCUGGUUCUCCAUCCAGGCUUUAACUGACCUUGCCGUGUGGCAAGGAGCAUUGUCUUGUCUACCAUGUUCGGCUUGCUUUUUUUUGGUGGAAUGAACGGCUGUCUUGGAGAUCUUCAGUUUUUUGGCUACCUGUCUCUGACUCAUACCAAUUUCCAGCAGUGCCAAGAUGGCUGCCUUUGUGGCUUCACCUAAUUCUUUUGUUUUAGGCAUUAUGUUAGAGCUGACAACUUCUGAGUUGUGCUACAGCUUGAAUGUAAGCAGUAAACCACUCUAGGCCUUUGCAUGUGCAGUGCUGCAUAUGACAUGAAAUGGCCUCUUAUCUACCCUGGGAAUACAAUUAAGCUUAAGCAUGUCAAAUAGGACAUAAAGUAUUAUGGAAUCAGCUGCAUUUUUUGUCAUGUUCAUUGUAUUCUUCAGGUAGUGUACCUUUAGUGGUAUCAGGCAUUAAAAUGAACAAGAAAUUGAAGAAAACAAGGGUGGUCUAAUAAUUUUCCCCAUGACUGUAGGUCAGGUUUAUUUUCUUUAUAUUUCUCUCAGCAGAAUAACAGUCACAAUCUUACUCAAAACUAUGCUAAUGACACCAAAUAGAAAAUUGUUAUAGACUGACCCUAUCUAUUUGCACAGAGGCAGUCCAAGCACUGCAUGAAUAUCCUUUAUGUUUAAAAAAAAAAAAAAAAAAAGCACAAUCCGAGCAAAGUGGAGACCAUUUUCUUGAGAGUCUGUCUUUACAUUUCCUUAUAUAUGCUGAAUAUUUUUCAGACUUUAAAAAAUCAUGAAAAACACAAUGAAGGGGUCCUUUAUUGCCGGUAUGAACAAGAGUUAAACAAAAGCAGGCAAACAUAUUCUUAAUGUUCCAGUGGACACCUGUGUAUUGUCUUAGGUCAGACUGAGAAAUGUGAAAUAAUCCUUUAAACCCUUAAGAGCUUCUGAAUUAAGAGUGUGUAGAGAGGUUGAACAUCUGGUUCACUUUAUCUAACUAUGCUUUUAUUUUAUUCUUAGCUUCCACUCAACACAGGAGUGUUUUCCCACUCUGUGUGAUCAGUAAUGUCUUCAACCCACCACAAAAGCCAAAAUCCUUAUUUAAUACUGUAGUCAAUCAACUGUGUAACCUCAUUGUUGUUUUUUGCACUAGUUUACAGUGGAAAUAAUCUGUAGUUACCAUCUCAAGUUUCUGCACGUGAACAACAGUGUAGGACACAGCACUUUUUGUUCAUUUUAGGGUAUACUGUUUCAGCAGGUACGCACACGUCUGUACAUUUUGAAAAUAAUGUAUGUAAAUGUGCCAAAAAUAAGGUUAUGAGGAGUAUUUAAACCAGGGGUUUUCAAAGUCUGACACAAGUCCCCCCCUCUUUAAGUCUGUUGGUUAAUUAUGCACUGGUUUGGAACUUCAGCUCCCAUAAUGCUUUAAGAAACACAAAAAUUGCAACUACAAUUUAUGGCCCAAAUUGUGCAGAGAAACUUAUAAAUUGAUGUUUCAAAGUUUAUUCAUGGUUGACCUUGGAGGAAUAAUAAGCUCGGUAUGGAAAGGCUGCAUUGAUCAAAAAUGUAUUUAAUUUGAACAGAAAAUAAUUGCAAUUUAUGGAAAAGCUUGCUGACAUUUUAGAAUCAUUCAUGAGCAGCCUGUCUAUAGAGCAACUUGCAGGUUGGAAACCCCAAUGAAUCACCUUGUAGGAGAAAAAUAUAUUUACACUUCUUUCAGAAAGUACUCAGACCCCUUUCACUUUUCUCCCAAUUUAUGUAUUUGCCAGCCAGAUGCUGCGGUGGAAAAAAUAUUUUUUUUUAUCGUUAGUGAGCUUCACUCAGUGCCCUAACAUGACAAAGCAAAAACAGAAUUUUUGAAUUUUUUUUGCAAAUUUAUUAAAAAUAAAAAAACUGAAAUAUUGACAUAAAGCAGACCCUUGAAAUUGAGUUCAGGUGCUUCCCAUUUCUCUUGAUUGUUGCUGAGAUGUUUCUUCACAUUGAUUAGAGUCCACCUGUGGUAAAUUAAGUUGAUUGGGCAUGAUUUGGAAAGGCAUAAGUUGAAUCUGCUGCCACACUUUUAGCCACUGUUGCUGCAGCUCUGCAGAUUAGUAACAAAAAUCAACAGAAAGUGCUACAGGCCUAUUUUUGUAUCCCUCCCUUUUCUUUCACCUCUCUUUCCUUUCCAAGGGGGGAGUCGUCUCACAGUUUGAAAACCCCUGAUUCCGACGGUAUUCAACUUCUAUGACAGAAUGAAGGAGUGAGACUACUGAUAACUGAUUAGACUGGAUUUUGAUUGUUGUUGACUUCACCUUCUAAAGUCAAACGUUGCUCAUGUAUGAGAAACAGAGACCUGAGGAUGUCCUUUAUUUAGUGGUGCAAAGGCUGAGUGUGUUGCUGUAAUUAUGGUCAAUAAGCUAUUUUGCAAAAAAAAACUCAUGGACUUGUUCAUUGAGUUUUUGUUGUGCUGUGAGUGGCAGGUUUUUGGCUACAAAGACGUUGGUUCCCCUUUAGCCACCCGGCUGCUCAGUUGAAUGUCUGCCCAUUUGGAUUGUGAGACUGUUCAGGAGCCAUGGAUGUGUCACUGUAUAUACUGUAAAGAUGUAUAUGUAGGACUUCUAUGUUUAAGAGUUAUUUAUUUACCUAAAGGUCAUUACGUUACUCUGGAAAUUUCAGGUAAUAUAUAUUUGAAAUAUGUAGCAUUUUAUUUGUCACUUUGGUGGUCAUUCAGGCUAUGGACCAACACAGGAAGGCUGUUCUUUGUUUUGACCAGUGCAAUAUUCCAAUCACAUCCAGGAAGAACCAUUAUUACAGCAGGGGCACAAAAUACACAAAGCUACAAGCAAGUCGUAGUCUGGAUUCACUUACACCACCUGCUGUUGUGUUUCACACCUCAUAAAAAAGUCUUUGUAUCGGAGCUAAUGUGGAACUCUCUCUUUACAACAGUACACUGCUGAGCAUUUUAUAGGACUUACUGUACCUAUUUUUCAAGUAUUUUACAGACACUUUGAAAUAUAACUGGAGACUGUUUUUUUCAGUCCGCAGUGGGUGCAUGAAGAAAUAAAAUCCCAUAACAAAGCAGCUCUAUCUAACAAGCUGUUGCAUGUAAUCAAGCCAGAUUGGAACUAAUUAACCUUCAUGCUAACAAUAAUAAACAGGUUGUGUUGUCCAAUAUGUCCUCAGUGUUGUCUGAAGCAUACUUUAAAACAUCUGCCGAAUACAUUUGUUUUUUUGUUUUUUUUUCAGGUAUUGCCAUGUGUGGAUAAAAUGUAAAACUUAUGGAAUUCUAUGGAGAUAAGCUUAAUUUCCUU
Molecule: messenger RNA, 11983 nt
Organism: Cheilinus undulatus (humphead wrasse)
Lineage: Eukaryota; Metazoa; Chordata; Actinopteri; Labriformes; Labridae
Product: membrane-associated phosphatidylinositol transfer protein 2-like
Exons: 27
Coding region: 406-4443 (1345 amino acids)
Biological process (GO): phospholipid transport
Cellular component (GO): cytoplasm
Molecular function (GO): phosphatidylinositol binding; phosphatidylinositol transfer activity; phosphatidylcholine binding
Source: RefSeq, a predicted model, not a curated record